GAAGUAUUUUUUUACAACAAAUUGAUUUAGACUAAUUCACUUUUGCCUACAAUAUGAAUUUAUUAACAGAGAAAUAGAGAAUUAUUCGACCGAAUUGUGAAAACACAAACUAAACGAGAAGACUUUUAUCUUCAAAAGUCGUAGCUAGAUCUUAGUGUUUAUGCAUUCGUGUGUUAAUAUAUGUAUACAUUUUACAAUACGCAUUAAAUAGAAUAAAUUCCUUUAUCAAAAAUUUUUGUAUUAACAUUUAAAGAAUCCAUCAGAAAAAAAGCAAUUAUAGAUAUUGUUAUAAACAUAAUUAUAUUGCACAUAGUCCUAAACAAAUAUGCGUACAUUUGAUUUACAUUUUUAUAUUCUAUAGUUUAAUGCAAGUCGAGAAAGACAUGCUAUGAUGUCCCGAAAGAAACUGAAGUCUUUUCUAUUGCUAAGAGAAAAAAGAUACAACUGCGCUUGCGUAAUAUAUUAUUCUGCUUACACAUUAGGAAUAUUACUCUCAACUACGAAUUUAGAUAGUUUAGUCUAAUUUACAUUUGCCAUGCCUCAUUGCUGGAAAUAAUAUAAUUGACUUCUUUACAUAGUAGUUAUAGACAUACGUAAAAAUGUGCGUCCCUUAAAAUUCAUAGAAUUUUCAAUAAAAUAGUUCAACAAUGUAAAGAUCUUUUUUCACAUAAUAUUGCAGUCUUUGUAUAAAAUGCGUGAUCUUCAAGAGCACUAUUACAAAAUCUAUCGAGUUAUACUUAAGAUACUUGGCUUAUGGUCCUAUGAACAGACAUGCCUAACACGAUUACACAAAAUAUUGUUUGUUAGCAUUUUUUUGUCAUUUCUUCUUGUUCAGUUGCUGUCAUUCAUCACGAAGCAAUAUAAUGUAAACCUUCUCAUGAAGAUUUUUUCAACUUUUUUUCCUAAUCUUUUCGUUACAGUAAAAUAUAUCAGUUUUAUCAUUCUAGCAGAUGAUUUAAAAAUAUUAUUUGAUCAAAUACAAAAUGACUGGAAUUUAUUGAAAGAUAAGUUGGAAAUUGAUAUUAUAAAAAAGUAUGCCUACGACAUGAGAUUAUUCGCAAUAUCUAUAAUGGUGUAUUGCCAACUAAUCAUGUUAAGUUGUGGAAUAUUUGAAAAUUUUCCGAUGAUCCUUGAUAUUAUAUUACCGUUAAAUGAAUCACGACCAUUUCAACUCAUGGCAAUUACGGAAUACUUUAUCGACCAGGAAAAAUAUAUUUACUAUUUAAUGUUACACGAGUCACUAACCGCUUACAUAGGAUUGCUCUCAUUGUGUGGCAUUGGUGUGAUACUCCUAAUGUUUAUGAUGCAUGCAUGUGCACUGUUUAAAAUUGCAAGUUAUCGAAUAGAGAACGCGAUCGAGAAAAGUGUGUUAAUGGUUCCUAGAAGAAAGUAUCUCCUUUAUCAGAAGAUUGUAUAUGCGGUUGUUAUGCAUCAAAGAGCCAUUGAGUUUACUGACUUUGUGAAUUCUGUUUUGACGACAUUUUACACUACUAUAAUCAUAAUUGGUGUCUGUUCUUUAACUGUCAAUCUUUUCCAACUUCUACAAUAUAUAACAUACAUGAAUGAUAUUCGUAUCAUAUGUAUUUCUGUUGUAUUUGUAAUAUAUCAUUUGAAUUAUAUGUUUGUUCUUAAUUAUGGCGGACAAGAAUUAAUAAAUCAUGCAAUACAAUUCUUUCAAGCAAGCUAUAAUAACCUAUGGUAUACAGCACCUUUGCAUAUACAAAAAUUAUUAUUAUUUAUAAUGCAAAGGGGAACAAGAAACUCUGUUUUUGUAUGUGGCAAAAUGUAUGUUGGAUCCUUAGAAGGAUUCGCAACGCUUACAAGUACGGCAGUAUCUUACUUUACAGUGAUUUAUUCUACGCGAUAACGAAUUGAAAAAGAAAAAUUGUUUUAAUGUGGCUGAUCUUUACAAGAUUAAUAACAAAAUAAAGUAAAAUAAAUUUAUUAGAAUAAUAAAAUACAUUGAUUGAAAAUUUUAUUGAAUAUAUUUUAUACUAAAUUCGUUCUUGAUGUUUUAAUCAUUACGCUAAUAUAUGUAUAGAUAACACUAUAAAGAAGAAAGCGUGCUCUAAUCUUUAAGACUUUAAUUAAAUAUAAACAAAUGAAUAUAUAAGUCUGAAUAGAUAUAUUAUACAUAUACAUAGAUAUGUUAUUUGUCGUAAAAUUUACGUAAGUGACUAAUGUGAUAUAUCAAACUUAUUUCAAUUACUGAAUAAACUAUAAAAUAAUAAAAUU
This is a messenger RNA of Solenopsis invicta (red fire ant), 2235 nucleotides long. RefSeq lists its product as uncharacterized. The coding region runs from base 692 to 1867 and encodes 391 amino acids. NCBI's taxonomy places the organism in Eukaryota, Metazoa, Arthropoda, Insecta, Hymenoptera, Formicidae. The transcript is spliced from 9 exons. The record is from RefSeq and is a predicted model, not a curated record. Gene Ontology annotation, biological process: sensory perception of smell; detection of chemical stimulus involved in sensory perception of smell. Gene Ontology annotation, molecular function: olfactory receptor activity; odorant binding. Gene Ontology annotation, cellular component: plasma membrane.